Cadophora gregata is the source of this 3005-nucleotide messenger RNA. RefSeq lists its product as uncharacterized. The record is from RefSeq and is a predicted model, not a curated record. NCBI's taxonomy places the organism in Eukaryota, Fungi, Ascomycota, Leotiomycetes, Helotiales, Ploettnerulaceae. The transcript has 7 exons. The coding region runs from base 392 to 2770 and encodes 792 amino acids. Gene Ontology annotation, biological process: DNA-templated transcription; regulation of DNA-templated transcription. Gene Ontology annotation, molecular function: DNA binding; DNA-binding transcription factor activity, RNA polymerase II-specific; zinc ion binding.
CACUGCAAUAUCUUUCUAUCCCAAACGGAUCGUAUUUCCAACUUCAGGAUUGGCGGGUGACUCAAGCAUUUGUCAGAACUAAGUCCUGCUGCUGUAAGCGCAAACUCUUGGCUUUGACGAUACUUGGGUAUCCAUUUUGGAGAUGGAGCAGCUAAAGGAGCUAGCAAGGAAAACAAGCGCACUGCGCGUUCGGGAUCCGGCUCCACUGAUUUUCCGGUCCAGGUGAACCCCUCCGAGUGGCUCAGCACCCCCGCUGCUUAAGCGUCAUCUCACAGUCUGGCUUUCACUCAAAGACUUUCGAGGCGCCACCAGCCUUGGGUUUAUAAAUGUAAUGGGGAGUGUCAUUGUUACGUCUUGGAGACUCAGAUGAACCUUUACUACUGACUAAGUCAUGAAUAUGGAGUCCUCGAACUCGAGUUCGCCUGCCAGAACUUCUCCUCCAAACUCAAAUUCGAAUUCAAAUCCGAACUCGAAAGAUGGUGGGGAGCGGAAUGGGGUUGUUGAGACUGCGAGGUGGGCUUGUACCAUUUGCAGGGCUAGAAAGGUCAAAUGUGACCGCAUUCUGCCCCAUUGUACGAAUUGUACCAACAAACCUUCUGGAUGCCGAUAUGAGACAGCUAGGAAAAGAGUGGUUCGGCGCUCGGCAUACAAGGACAUGGUCGAUCGCUUGGCCAAGAUGGAAGGUGUGGUGAAGGAUUUUUCCAGAACCAAAUCGUCAACUUCACCAAGUAACAGCCUGGACAACGAAAUUCAUCAGGAUCCAGUCAAUUCAAUAGAAGUUGCAUCUCCAGAACGUCGAGCUUCCGGUUUGGUCUUUGAGGAUAAUGAGAUGGUCAGUAUGUGGGAUCCGCCAAUAUCGAUUAAUGGCUCAUUGGGCUCGACGGAGGCUGAGCCGUUGAAUUAUGCUGAUGAGACGGAGAUGGAAGUUGAAUACACGGGGUCAUUUUGUGUUUUCUCUCCCACAGGAAUUCGGUGGGUGAACAAUUUGGUUGGUGACAACUUGUUUGGACGAGAAGUUUCCACUUUGGCUCUAUCAUCACGGCCUCGAGAUCACUGCGACAAGCGUAUAACAUCUACACAUCCGCUUCCCAGCAGAGACGUAGCGAUCGUUUGUGUUAAUGACUAUUUCUCGGCGUUGAAUCGGGAUAUGCCCAUAUUUGACAAGCAGGAAGUAAUUGAUGGAGUCGAAAGAUUCUACACAACCGGAAUAGCACCAUCUCGAGGCUGGUACGCUGCCAUAAAUGUAAUCUUGGCACAGGUUUUCCGCAUAAAUAGUGAGAGGAAAGAUUCUCCUGAUGCCAAAAAAUACAUGGGAAAUGCGAUGAGUAUGGUUCCAUCGAUCUUAAUGUCAAAACCAAAUCCAUUAAGUGCUGGCGCGUUGCUUUCAAUGGCUCUGUUCUUCUUCUUGGUCGCUGAGAAUCACUCUGCAGUCAUGUUGCUAUCGACAGCUGUUCAACUGAUGGUACUUGGCGGUUACCACACCCCUUGCAAACGAUCGAGGCAAACAGAGCAAUCAAAACUCCGCGAAAGACGACUCUUCUGGCAAGCUUUUAUUUUCGACCAAGAUCUCGCGCUUCGUAUCGGGAAACCACCUAUGAUAGGUCCAGAUUUCACAAUAGAUCUCCCAGAAGAAAGGCCUGCGGAUGGAGUUGGAACUCUGACAUUCGAGGAAAGCGGGGUCACGUUGAAUUGCAUUCGCGAGCAAGUCAUCCUGGCAAAGAUGCAAAGUAAAGUCUACUCGACGCUAUAUUCGAAAGAAGCAAGGCAGAAGUAUGUUCAUGAAGAGAUCCAAUUAAUUUCAGAGCUGGACUCCGAGCUUUGUGCAUGGAAGUCGCGAAUUCCGGAGAUCACCAAAUCUACGAAGGCCCAAUUCUUUGACAAAGAUCCUGGUCUGAUCAAUUUGACCAUCUUGCAUUACGCAUACUACCAGUUGGUCAUUGUGAUCCAUUCGUUCAUCUUCCAGAGUUCCAACUUGGAACAGUUGAGAGACGAUUUUGACCGUAUACAUUCAAGUGUAGCGCUCUGCGUAGGGGCAGCAAGAGCGAGGAUUUCGCUUCUGAACUUCCACGAGGAUAGCCAUAUGUUUUCAUUACACCUCCUCAACAACGUCUCCUGGAGUCUCGACGUAGUAUUCAUCAACAUCCUCCAAAACAAAGGCACUCCCUCCGCACGUGAAGACCUCAACCUCCUCGGCCGCGUCAUCUCCCGCUUCAAGAAAUUCGACCCCGAUUACCGCGACGCAGUCGCAUUCCGCACAGCCAGUCUUUUCCACCAAGUUGCGUACCGCGCUCUGCAGAAUUACGCGAAAUCGCAAAACCCUGCGCCGAAUCAUAUCAAUAGGCCAGACUCGUGGCAUAGAUAUGACGAGCAGAAGACUAUUCCGCCAUAUCCCGAAACGCCAAAUGAACCCGAUAUGCCUGUACCGACGUAUCCCGUGAGACCGGUCAUCGAUCCGGCUCUGCUACCUAGCAUUACCAACAAUGGUUUAAACAUGAAUGGGGAUUUAGAUCCCAUGCAAGACUUCACGCCUGAUUUACCACUGGGAAGUGAUUUCUCGCUUCCUACAGAUGAACAGUUCCUGAAUCUCAUACUGGACAAUCCGAUACCGAUGAGUGUGAAUGGGAGUUUAGGCGAUAAUAGUAGUUUGGCGUGGACGGGACAGCAGCAGAUGGGGCCGGAUGGGCAGUGGAGACUUCCGUUGGGUUUGGAUCCGCAGUAUUGGCAAGGACUUUGGACAGAUUUGCCAGCGGAAGAUGAAUGGAUGCAGUGAUUGGAAAAUGGAAUUGAGGGCUUGGAUGCUUUGGCGUUUACUGAGGGUGGGAGUCGAAUGGAAAAUUUACUUUUGGAAAUUGGGUGUUUUGAGCGGAUGGAGUCUUGGACGUCCUCUCAACUCUGGCGUCUGGGUAUUUGGCUCAAAAAACCUUAACAGUGACUGUAUUUUCAUUAAAUUCAGAGUUCAAAACACAGGACAAAAUACCAUGAACCACUGCGAUAAUUCUCCCUGG